Molecule: messenger RNA, 3003 nt
Organism: Gadus morhua (Atlantic cod)
Lineage: Eukaryota; Metazoa; Chordata; Actinopteri; Gadiformes; Gadidae
Gene: cdc25b
Product: cell division cycle 25B
Exons: 15
Coding region: 386-2104 (572 amino acids)
Biological process (GO): protein dephosphorylation; positive regulation of G2/M transition of mitotic cell cycle; G2/M transition of mitotic cell cycle
Cellular component (GO): nucleus; cytoplasm
Molecular function (GO): protein tyrosine phosphatase activity
Source: RefSeq, a predicted model, not a curated record
AGGAUUGGCGCCGCUUAGCUGCUAUUUUGAACAUAAAUACAAUCCGCGUAGGCCUCACAGUUUUCUGUCCCACAUACACGUAGCCUGUCAGCCAGUCGGACCGCUGUCGCUCAGCUCUCCGACACAAACACACACAGCGAUGCGGGAUUUGUAGUAAGAAAGCCUAAAAGCAGGGCUCAGCUCGCACGGAGGGGGUCGACUCAGAACAGAACAUCGCGUCGACGUUUCGGGUGGUUUUCUGGGGCUCGGAUGAUCUUUUGAGCUCGUCUUCCGGGUCGACCUUAAGGUCUGGACCACCUCGCAUUCCCCUGUACCGACAAAGCCCGUAUUGUUUUUUCCCGACCGCGCUUACAGCAUCCGUGGGAUUCGACCAAUACUCCUAGAAAUGGAUUCGGACCUCAACACGAGUCCGGUCGGUACCCCGGGGAACCGCAGGCCCGACCACCUGCCCGGGUUCGCCACCAUGAGCGACCAGAACACAAAGACCUGCACCAAGAACCUCUUCUUCAGCCCCUCCACCGCCGUCCUCUCCCCCGUCACCAACCUGGCCUUCACUAUGGAUCAUCUAGGAGGGCUUGGCGGGUUGUGUGACACACCGAAGAGGGACAGACCCGGACCCCUGAUGAAGGUCCCCUCGUUCGCCUCUGACGUCUCCUCUGACGCCGGUCUUUGCAUGGACUCCCCAAGCCCCAUGGACGCCCUAGAUAUGGAGGAGACGUUUGAAAGGGCCAUCCAGAAGUCCAGCAACGUCAUCAACGGGAAGAUGCCCAUUCGCAGAAUCCAGUCGUUGCCUGUCCAGUUCCUCAGCUUCAGCCCAGAGCUGCGGGGGCAGGCGCCCGACCCCAAGCGCUUCGGGGUGUUCGCCCCGCUGACGCCCGGCGACGGCCACCCUGAGAAGGAGAACAUCCCAGAGCAGGAGGGCUUUGAGUUCAAGAAGCCCAACAGGCCAGUGUCCCGCUGCCGCGCCCGCUCCACCCACGGCGUCCAGUUCAAGGAGGCCUUCGCCCGCCGCCCCAACUCCGCCCCCGAACUCAUGCUCUCCCCCACCCUGCCCCAGCGCCUGGAGUCCCCCGGCUAUGACUCCAGCCCCGUGUUCGUGCGCCGCACCUCCCUGGCGGGCUCCGCCGGUAACCACGACUACGAGGAGGACGACGGCUUCCUGGACGUGUACGACGAGAGCGCCGAGGGCGACGUGGGCAUGCCUCUCGGGAUGGCCAGCCUGCUGACGGCGCCGCUGGUGGCUGACAAAAUGGCGGACGACUCGCCUGUGAUUCGCUGUCGGCCGCGCGGCCUGUUCCGCUCCCCCUCCAUGCCGAGCCCCGUGUCCCGCCACUCGGGGGCCAGGCUCCCCGUGAAGCGGUCCGAGUGUCCGCGGGACGAGUACACGCCCGUCUGUGUCAAGAGGAGGCGGAGCCUGGCGGCCAGCCCCGACGCAGAGUCGCCCCGCAUGACCGGACUGCUCCAGAGGUCCAAGUCCUUCUGCCAGACCUCGGACAUCGAGAGACUGCUGGACGAGCAGGACUCCUCCACUGACCUCAUCGGAGACUUCACCAAGGCCCUGGCCAUGCCCAUCGUUGAUGGGAAGCACCAGGACCUGAAGUACAUCACCCCAGAAACGAUGGCGAUGGCGAUAAGCGGCCAGUUUAGCGAGCUGGUGGAGCAUCUGAUCGUCAUCGAUUGCCGCUACCCGUACGAGUUUGAGGGCGGCCACAUCAAGGGGGCACUGAACUUCCACCAGGAGGAGCAGGUGGAGGAAUUCCUGCUGCGCGUGCCCCUGGCGUCCCUCUCCGCGGAGCGCCGCGUGCUGGUGGUGUUCCACUGCGAGUUCUCCUCGGAGCGGGGGCCCCGCAUGUGCCGCUUCGUGCGGGAGCGCGACCGCACGCUCAACGAGUACCCCAAGCUGCACUACCCCGAGCUCUACAUCCUCAAGGGCGGCUACAAGGACUUCUUCCCCGACCACCAGGAGCAGUGCGAGCCUCAGGCCUACCGGCCCAUGCACCACGAGGACUUCAAGGACGACCUGCGACGCUUCCGCCUGCGCAGCCGCACCUGGGCCGGCGAGCGCAGCAAGCGGGAGCUGUACAGCCGCCUCAAGAAGCUAUGAGCCGCCGCCGCCGCCGUUGCGCAACAUCAGCUACCACUAACUCCUCCCACGGCCGGCCUCCACCAAUCCAACUGCCACUUUUUGGAUUUCCCGGCAAAAGUUGCUAAACUAUAGCAAGAUUAUAUAUUUUUUUGAUUUGUACGUAAAAAAAUUAGGGGUACACCCUGAGGAUUUGACCCUCGCACCCUAGAGGAGUUCCUCGGGUACCCUGUCUGUGUGUGUAUGUGUGUAGCUUUUACUUUUUUUUUUUUUAAGGCGACGUGUUUUAUAGAUAUAUAUAUUUCUCUAACCACAGGGUCCUACUGGUCGUACAAUCCCUGCCGAGAUCACGAGAAUCUGCCAUUUCAAACCAACACUGCUAAUCUACCCCCCAACCCCCCCCCCCCAAUUUCAAACCAACACUGCCAACCACACCCCUUCCAUUUCUUUACCAAACUAAAAUUGCAGAGAUAUCGUAGUUCAGUCUUUUUAAUAGUUUUGUUUUAAUUGUACAUUUUCCCUCCUAUUUAAGCACUUAAUUUAAACACCAUGGCUUUUUGUCUAACGCCACAAUGCUAAAUUGAAAACAAUGACUCAAUUUUUCCACCGGAUGUCCCGACUUGGGUUUGAAGCAGAACUUCUGGUCCAUUGAGACCCUUUUGUAAGGCCAGCUAAGCUACAUGAACUUUGUAGUAAUUUUGUCAUCUUUUUUUGUUUUAAAUGCUGCGGGUCGGCAAGCAGUGAGUUGGUCUCUGAAUGUGACCUUGUUCUGCUCUGACAGCCGUGUUGCCAGAUUGGGCCAGAUAUCCCGCACAAUCUGGCAACACGGUCUGGCAGCCGCGUUGGUGUUUUGAGGUCGUUUCCCCGCCUCCCUGUGAUGUGUUGGUGUUCUGGUGCCAUUAAAGAUCCACGGUCUUUUA